Ochotona curzoniae (black-lipped pika) is the source of this 2663-nucleotide messenger RNA. RefSeq names its product kinesin light chain 2 (gene KLC2). Gene Ontology annotation, biological process: microtubule-based movement. The transcript is spliced from 15 exons. Gene Ontology annotation, cellular component: kinesin complex; cytoplasm; membrane-bounded organelle. Bases 62 to 1930 code for a protein of 622 amino acids. NCBI's taxonomy places the organism in Eukaryota, Metazoa, Chordata, Mammalia, Lagomorpha, Ochotonidae. Gene Ontology annotation, molecular function: kinesin binding. The record is from RefSeq and is a predicted model, not a curated record.
CGGCGCCCACCUGCCCACCCGCGCCCCCUCGCCUUCCCAGGCUGCGCGCGCGCGCGCCACCAUGGCCACGAUGGUGCUUCCGCGGGAGGAGAAGCUGAGCCAGGAUGAGAUCGUGCUGGGCACCAAAGCGGUCAUCCAGGGGCUGGAGACUCUGCGCGGGGAGCAUCGCGCCCUGCUGGCCCCCCUGGCCGCGCCCGACGCCGCCGGCGAGGCUGCCGAGCCCGGCUCGCAGGAGCGCUGCGUCCUCCUGCGCCGAUCCCUGGAAGCCAUCGAGCUGGGGCUGGGGGAGGCACAGGUAAUCCUGGCGCUGUCGAGCCACCUGGGGGCUGUGGAGUCAGAGAAGCAGAAACUGCGGGCGCAGGUGCGGCGGCUGGUGCAGGAAAACCAGUGGCUACGCGAGGAGCUGGCGGGGACGCAGCAGAAGCUGCAGCGCAGUGAGCAGGCCGUGGCCCAGCUUGAGGAGGAGAAGCAACACCUGCUGUUCAUGAGCCAGAUCCGCAAGCUGGACGAGGACACCUCCCCGAGUGAGGAGAAGGGGGACGUUCCCAAGGACUCUCUGGACGAUCUAUUCCCCAAUGAGGAGGAGCAGAGCCCAGCUCCCAGCCCUGGAGGAGGGGAUGUAGCUGCCCAGCACGGAGGCUAUGAGAUCCCCGCGCGACUCCGCACCCUGCACAACCUGGUGAUCCAGUAUGCGUCACAGGGCCGCUAUGAGGUGGCCGUGCCGCUCUGCAAGCAGGCACUCGAGGACCUGGAGAAGACAUCAGGCCACGACCACCCUGACGUGGCCACCAUGCUCAACAUCCUGGCACUGGUCUACCGGGACCAGAACAAGUACAAGGAAGCUGCCCACUUGCUCAAUGAUGCCCUGGCCAUCCGGGAGAAGACAUUAGGCAAAGAUCACCCAGCAGUGGCUGCGACACUCAACAACCUGGCGGUUCUAUACGGCAAGCGGGGCAAGUACAAGGAGGCUGAGCCACUGUGCAAACGGGCACUGGAGAUCCGUGAGAAGGUCUUGGGUAAGUUUCACCCAGAUGUGGCCAAGCAGCUCAGCAACCUGGCCUUGCUGUGCCAGAACCAGGGCAAAGCCGAGGAGGUGGAGUACUACUACCGGCGGGCACUGGAGAUCUAUGCCACACGCCUCGGGCCGGACGACCCCAACGUGGCCAAGACCAAGAACAACCUGGCUUCCUGCUACCUGAGGCAGGGAAAGUACCAGGACGCAGAGAUCCUGUACAAGGAGAUCCUGACCCGUGCGCACGAGAAGGAGUUCGGUUCCGUCAAUGGGGACAACAAGCCCAUCUGGAUGCACGCCGAGGAGCGUGAGGAGAGCAAGGAUAAGCGCCGGGACAGUGCCCCCUAUGGGGAAUAUGGAAGCUGGUACAAGGCCUGCAAAGUGGACAGCCCCACAGUCAACACAACCCUGCGCAGCCUGGGAGCCCUGUAUCGACGCCAGGGCAAGCUGGAGGCCGCACACACACUGGAGGACUGUGCCAGCCGCAGCCGCAAGCAGGGCCUGGACCCUGCCAGCCAGACCAAGGUGGUAGAGCUGCUGAAAGACGGUGGCAGUGGGCGGGGAGACCGCCGUGGUGGCCGGGAUGGGGCAGCUGGGCCUCGGUCUGAGUCGGACCUGGAGGAGGCAGGGCCUGCAGCCGAUUGGAGCGGGGAUGGCAGUGGCGCCCUGCGGCGCAGUGGUUCCUUUGGAAAGCUCCGGGAUGCCCUGAGGCGCAGCAGCGAGAUGUUGGUGAAGAAGCUGCAGGGCGGGGGCCCCCAGGAGCCCCCCAACCCCAGGAUGAAGCGAGCCAGUUCCCUCAAUUUCCUCAACAAGAGUGUGGAAGAGGCUGUCCAGCCCGGAGGUCCUGGCCUCUCCGACAGCCGCACCCUCAGCUCCAGCUCCAUGGACCUCUCUCGACGAAGCUCCCUGGUGGGCUAGGCCUGAAGGGGCAGCCAGCUGCCAGAGCCGCUGCCCAGCACAGCCCCCAGCCCUGCGCAUGGGCCUGCUGCUUGUCCCGCCUGCCUCUCCCCAGGACCCCCUUUUCUGUUCAAUCUCAGGGUAACCUCCUCCUUUGUCAUCUCAGCCUUGGCCGGGGGGCCUGGCUGCCCCGGCUGCUCCCCGUAUGUAUUCCUUCCGGCGGAGCCCCUCCUCCCCGGGCCCAUGGGAGGGGCUGGCAGCCCACCUUCCAGAGCCAAGAACACUAGGCCCCCGCCUCCCCGGCGGUUGCUUCUGUAUAUAGAGAAAUAAGUUAUUGGCCAUGCCCCCCACCCCCGGCCCACAGGACUCCUCAAUGUCUCCUCGUCCCCUUCUCUAGAGGUACCGCCCAGGCCUUAAUCAACCCCAUCUCCGCGCGGGGGCGAGGGUCUCCCAGGCCCAGGAGCUGCGCCGCCCCCCAGGCCGCCGGACCUUCUCACGCCCCUCCUGGCCCCCCAGGGAUGCACACCAGCUCGCCAUCACCCGGGCCAGAGGGUCCUCGCUCGUUGCCGUCCAUCCUAGCAGCCGGGCCCUGCGCCGCACCCCGGCCUUAUGCACUGCUCCUCGUCCGGUCGCCCCUGGAGCCGUUCCUGCCACACCCCGUCUCGCACCUGCAGCUUCUCGCGAGGGGCGGGAGAGGCUGCCCCUGUUGGGGUGGGCAUGAAGCGGGCGCGCCCUGUUUUCAGAUGUCACUAUA